UUCUUUUUUUUCUUGUGAAUGGAGGAGUGAGAAUGACGGGAGCGCGCGCGCGCGCGCGCGGAGCUAGGCUGAGACUUUCUCCUCAGUCGUAGUGGAGCAGCAGAACUCCUCUUUUGAUUCUUUUUCUUUUCGUGCGAAGAAAAGCUGUUGUCGUCCGCGAUGUCGCCGUGUUCGAGCUUCCUGUUCCUGGUCCUGUUCCUGUUCCUGCUUCCUUUGGCGCGCUGCCUUCCGUCGCCGUCCCGGCCGCCCUCGCGAUACUGCCGCCGAUGCUGCGACCACUUGGAUCCUCAGACCUCAGGCUCCGCUCCCUACUACCGCCCCGCCGAGGUCCGCACCGUGGUCAACAUGACCAUCCUCCGAGGCGAUAAGGGCGACAGAGGGGACAAAGGCACGCCCGGCAAGCCGGGCGCGGAAGGCCCCUCAGGCCCGCCGGGACCGGCGGGCCCCCAGGGCUCGAAGGGCCAAGCGGGUGUCCCGGGGGACGCCUGCAAGAACCCGCGUGCCGCCUUCUCGGUGGGCCGCCGCAAGUCCCUGCACAGCGUGGACUACCACCAGCCGCUGGUGUUCGACACGGUCUUCGUCAACCUGCACGAGCACUUCAACAUGUUCGAGGGCAAGUUCUACUGCUACGUGCCCGGCGUCUACUUGGUCAACCUCAACGUCCACACGUGGAACUUCAAGGAGACCUACUUGCACCUCAUGCACAACCGGGAGCAGCGGGUUAUCCUCUACGCGCAGCCCAGCGAGCGUUCCAUCAUGCAGAGCCAGAGCGUCAUGAUGGACCUGGAGCUGGGCGACGAGGUCUGGGUGCGCCAAUACGAGCGCCAGCGUGACAACGCCGUCUACGGGGACGACGUGGACGUUUACAUCACCUUCAACGGUUACCUGGUGGCCCCCGCCGUGCACUGACCUCCGAUCCGACCCCUCGGGAAAAGACCGGACUCGCCCGAACCCGAUCAACCUACAAAGGUUGCGCAGCAUCUACAGUGUGUGCUUUGCACUUCCAAAUAAACCACUUGUGUGAAAAAAAUAGGACUUUA
Phyllopteryx taeniolatus (common seadragon) is the source of this 1040-nucleotide messenger RNA. RefSeq names its product C1q and TNF related 6b (gene c1qtnf6b). Bases 160 to 909 code for a protein of 249 amino acids. Gene Ontology annotation, molecular function: protein binding. The transcript is spliced from 3 exons. Lineage: Eukaryota; Metazoa; Chordata; Actinopteri; Syngnathiformes; Syngnathidae. The record is from RefSeq and is a predicted model, not a curated record.